AAGGUAACUUGAGUAACCUUUGACCUUCCAAGAUGGCGGCGGUGGUGGUGUUUUUCGUCUGCCUGGCGAUUUUCUUCGUCUUUACCGUUUCUGUGGUGUUGUCGUGGGGUCUGUUAGCCGUUGUACCACUCCUGUUAUCUGUUGUGUCCGUUCUGCUGCUGUACAGACGGAGCCCGGCCGGGAAACGCGUGUGCGUGCUCGUGUUAGGGGACAUCGGCCGGAGUCCACGCAUGCAGUAUCACGCAAUCUCAUUGGCCAAGGAGGGCUUCCAAGUGGACCUAGUCGGGUUUUCUGGUUCCAAGCCUCAUCAAGGUGUACUGGACAACGAGAGAAUCUCUCAACACUUUCUGCCUGAGCCACCAACAUUCCCAAAAGUUCUCCCCAGGUUUCUCCACUAUAUCCUGAAAGCUGUGUUCCAGUCUGUCCAACUGCUGGCAGUGUUACUGAUACAGACAGACAAACCAGCUUACCUGCUAGUUCAGAAUCCCCCUGCUAUCCCCACCUUGGCUAUAGCCUGGCUGGUGUGCCUGUUGAGAGGGACCAGGUUCCUGAUAGACUGGCACAACUAUGGUUAUACCAUCCUGGGGUUAGCUCUGAGUGCCAAACACCCCCUCCUCAAGUUCUCCAAAUGGUAUGAAGGCUUUUUUGGUGCUCUUUCCAAUGGAAACUUGUGUGUCACAAAUGCAAUGAGGAAGGACCUACUUUCUAUGUGGGGAAUCAAAGCUGUGACCAUGUACGACAGACCGCCACUCAUCUUCAGGUCAAUUGGAACUGAGGAACAACAUGAGUUGUUCUGUAGGCUGAGGACUGAAUACCCAGUUUUUGGCUCCAGGUCUGGAGACAGUGGGAAGACAGCUUUUACAGAGAAAACACAAGACGGGACCAUCAGACAGCUGGUAGACAGGCCUGCACUGUUGGUCAGCAGCACCAGUUGGACUGAGGAUGAGGAUUUCUCAAUUCUUCUGAAUGCACUAGAAGUUUAUGAGAAGUCGGCAUCUGAAGAGGGAUGUCAACUGCCAAACCUGAUAUGUGCCAUCACUGGAAAGGGCCCUCAGAAGGAGUACUACCAAGGACUGAUCUCCAAGAAGAACUUCCAGCAUGUCCAAAUCUGUACUCCAUGGCUGGCAGCUGAGGACUACCCCAAACUCUUGGGUUCAGCAGACCUAGGUGUGUGUCUUCACUACUCGUCCAGUGGACUGGACCUACCCAUGAAAGUUGUGGACAUGUUUGGGUGUGGCCUGCCUGUCUGUGCCAUUCACUUCAACUGCUUGCACGAGCUUGUCAAACAUGAGGAGAAUGGACUUGUGUUCAACAAUGACCAGGAACUGGCAAAGCAGAUACAGGAGUUACUUGCUGGAUUUCCUAAGACCCAGGACAAGCUGAAGACAUUCCGAGACAAUCUUCAAUCAUUCCAGAGUCUAAGAUGGGACCAAUGUUGGAAAGACAAUGUGCUUCCACUUCUUAAAUCUUAAGGCAUCAUCCAUCUAUUAGGGCAGACACCACUAUAGACCUGUCCAUUGGAAAGCAUGUUAGAAUACACCAAAACAAGGAUUGAUAAAUGCACCAUCCCUAAUUUCAAUCUUCAUUCUGAAAGUCACAAGGGUCUUCUUCUUCAUAUCCAUUGAAAGAAAACAGGAAGUCACCCAGCUCCAACUAUGAGGAAAGCUCGCUCUAUGGAAGAAACCUCACCUUUGACCCCAAUUUCUUUUGAUUUACCCCAAAGGACCCAACACGUCAAAUCUAUUUGCUCAUCAACUAAACUGAUGAAUUGAACAGAUUUUGACCAAAAUGGGAAAGCUUAGAUCCUACCUGUUCUUUCUA
Messenger RNA from Branchiostoma floridae (Florida lancelet), 1821 nucleotides. RefSeq names its product chitobiosyldiphosphodolichol beta-mannosyltransferase-like. Bases 33 to 1472 code for a protein of 479 amino acids. The transcript has 14 exons. Lineage: Eukaryota; Metazoa; Chordata; Leptocardii; Amphioxiformes; Branchiostomatidae. The record is from RefSeq and is a predicted model, not a curated record. Gene Ontology annotation, molecular function: mannosyltransferase activity. Gene Ontology annotation, cellular component: endoplasmic reticulum.